GUUGCUUCCUUAAAAUCCCAUUUCCCCCCCUUCCCCAGCACCAGCUCCCCGGUGCCACCUGCUACCCACUCUCCCUUCUGUGCUUCUAGCUCCUGCCUGCCACCCUGCAUUGCUGUCUAUCAGAGGCUGGCAGGAGGCUCCUUGGAAUAUACUGGCUGCCAGCCCUGGCCCCGGGGACUAUCGACUAGUCAGUCAUGUAAUGAUAAGAUUUCAUGUGUUUACACGACUGUUCAAUUACAGGAUAUUUAACAUCCUUAGUGUUUACCUGGCUUCAUGCCCCCACUGCUUCAAUUGGUUGUGAUUCCAGUCAAUGGGAGCAGCAGGGAAAGCUUCCAGAAAAGUUAAAUGUCUUCAGAAGAUAAGGAAGCUCAGGAGGAUGAGCUGCUGGCAUUAGCUAGUAUUUAUGAUGAAGAUGAAUUUAAGAGGGCAGACUCUGCCCAAGGAGGAGAAACAAGAAUUUGUCUGGAGUUGCCCCAAAAUUUCAAAAUAUUUGUGAGUGGCAGUCCCACAGAGUGUCUCCAGAAGAAUGGGUUUGAAUACACAAUUUGCUUUCUGCCUCCACUUGUGUUGAAUUUUGAACUCCCAUCAGACUACCCAUCAGCCUCUCCGCCUGUGUUCACACUCAGCGGUAACUGGCUCUCCCGGACCCAGCUUACUGCACUAUGCAAGCACUUAGACAACUUGUGGGAAGAGAACAGAGGCUGUGUGGUAUUGUUUGCCUGGAUGCAGUUUCUUAAAGAGGAAACACUAGCUUACCUGAACAUCACCUCUCCGUAUGAACUAAAAAUAUGCCACCAAGAAAAUGGGCAAAGCAGGACACCUCUGUUUCCUCAGAACUCUGAGCUGGAUAGUUGUGGUGCAGCAAGUGGUACGACAACACAAGAGGAAAUCCUUGAUGAAAGAGCUAUACAGGAUGUGGAGUCUCUGUCAAGUCUGAUAAGGGAAAUCUUUGAUUUUGAUCAGGCUCAGCAGAAAAAAUGCUUUAACAGUAAGAUGUUCUUGUGCAGCAUCUGCUUUUCUGAGAAGCUGGGUAGUGAGUGUAUGUACUUCAUGGAAUGCAGGCAUAUAUACUGCAAAUCCUGUUUAAAGGACUACUUUGAAAUUCAGAUCAGGGAUGGUCAGGUCCACUGCCUCAGCUGUCCAGAACCAAAAUGUUCUUCUGUUGCUACUCCAGGCCAGGUUAAGGAACUGGUUGGAGAGGAGUUGUUUGCACGUUAUGACCGUCUACUUCUGCAGUCCAGCUUGGACUUGAUGGCAGACGUGGUAUAUUGUCCUCGUCCAUGCUGUCAGACGCCAGUGAUGCAAGAGCCAAGUUGCACCAUGGGCAUAUGUUCCAGCUGCAACCAUGCCUUCUGUACCCUCUGUAGAAUGACUUACCAUGGAGUCUCUCCAUGUAAAGUCACUGCAGAAAAGCUAAUGGAUUUGCGUAAUGAGUACCUAGAAGCAGAUGGGGACACAAAAAUAUUUUUGGAGCAGCGCUAUGGCAAAAGAGUGAUUCAGAAAGCCCUUGAGGAGAUGGAAAGCAAAGAAUGGCUAGAAAAGAACUCAAAGGCCUGCCCUUGUUGUGGCACUCCUAUAGAAAAACUAGAUGGUUGUAACAAGAUGACAUGCACUGGCUGCAGGCAGUACUUCUGCUGGCUUUGUAUGGGUUCUCUGUCUAGGAUGAACCCAUACAGGCACUUCAAUGACCCAUCCUCCCCCUGCUUUAACCGGUAUGUAUUCACAAUAUAUGUCCUCAGAUACAAUAGAAACUCCAUAUAUGUAGCAUUUUCUUGCAAGCUCUCCCAUAAUUAUAUAGUUAAUUACAAAGUUAAAAUAAAAAUGAGAAAAUUUGAGGUGUGGGUAAAGAUAAAAAAAAUUGUCAGAUGGGAUUUGGAAUAUCUCUUUUGAGAGAUUUUUUUUCUAUUAGAACUGUUCAUUUUCAUGAAUAGGUGCUCAGUCUGAUAUAAAUACUUAGAUAAAAAAGCUGCUGUAAAUUUUAGGAGCUGCAGAACUGGAAGUUAACAUAGGGAUUGUGUGGAAGAAUAGAGAUUAUUGCUACUUGGGUAGAUGGAAAGAGAAUUGGAUGAGAGAAGUAUAAUAGUGUGAAAACGUAAUUUGCUGACUUGUAUUUUGUGCCUUAGAAUAUUUUGCUAAUCAAGCAGAAUCAAAGAAUCUUUGAAAAUAUAUUCCAUUCUCAAAUCUUUCUGUGCAUGUGUAAUGUGCCCAUUACUGUCCUACAUAGGUGUCAUAUCAAAUUAAUACUAAGACAGUAUUUUUCACCUCUCCAUUGCUGAUACUGCUUUCUUUAGUGGAUGUGUUCAGAUACUUUUAUUUCCAGAGAAAAUGUUGCUGGUCAUUGUGAAGUCAUUUUCAAAGUCAAUGCUUUGCAAAUAGGCCAUGUUGUGCAUUCUGCUGUGAAGGCAACAGACUUGGAGUCUUCCUAAACUCUGGUGGUAGGAAUUUCCUAGCAACAGGGGGUUAUCUGUAGAAGGCAUGACGACUUGAAAAUUUAGCUCUGGGUUUCAUCAGCCUUAACAAAAUCUUUGAUUCUAAUAGGUUUUGGCAAAGGAAACCAAUGUCUUGAGUUGUAGCCAGGCUCCCAGCUAUUGAAGGCUUUAAAGAUUAGCACCAGGAACUUGAGUCUUUUAUAUUAGACAUUUUAUUGAUGCGUCCAUGGCAGGGAAUAGGAGUCAGCACUUCUAAGAUCUGUUCCAUAUCCUCGAAUAAACGAAAGUCAGUAGUAAAAUUCAGGUACUCUCUGUGCCUCAAUUUGCCUACUGUAAAAUGGGGCAAGGAUCCAUCCGUAACUGGACUUUCUGAAUUGCAAUGACUGGCUGUUUCUCCAGCCUUGUUUCCUCUUCUCUUUGGUUUCACUCCACAACUGCCCUUCCUUACCCACCUUCCCUUCAACAUUCUAUCUCCCUUCCCUUUUCUUUCCAUUUAUCAUAUUCUCUCCGAACUUGAACCAACACCCCAAAAAUAAUUUAAUCAUUGAACUAAUUUGAUAUGUUUGCAGCAUCAUAUUUUCACUUUGCUUGUGUGACAUCUCGCUCACCUGUCCUUUUCUGCUUUGAUUGUAAACUCUCGGCAAAAGGUACUCUUUACUACUAUGGACAGUGUCUAGCACAAUGGGCUCUCUACUUCAGUUUGGUCCUAGGCCCUGCCAUAAUAAACAAUUAAAAAUAAUACUCUCAAGGAUCUUUAAAGGCCUAAUUAUCAUUGUGCUAUGUUUGUAUUACCAUAGUGCCUAUGAGCCCUGGUUGUGGACCAGGACACCAUUGCACAAGCACUGUUCAAGAAGCUGAAAAGUUCAAAUCAUAGUUUCAAAUUCAAGUUGUUGUUCACUGUUUCCUAACAAAUUCUGGCCUGUCUCACAGGUUGUUUCAAGCUAUGAAUGUUGAUGGUGACUUCUGGGAUGCUGAAGAUGAACACUAGUUAGCUUCUGUAUCACCUGAAGCUGAAGAAACCAGGAAUGAAUUUUUUCCACUUUUGUCAAGUUUGUUUGCUUUCAUAUGAUAUGUUACCACUCUUAUCAUGCUGCAGGCUGCUUAUACAAAUAACUAUUUGGAUGCCAUUGCCACAAAGGAAAUCAUUUUCCUCCUCUUACCUACAUAUUCAAUGCUAGAUAGAGUGAAUAAACUGUCAUCCAAAGGCUUAAAAAUAAUCUAGGAAACGUAAUACCAUAACGUACCCCCUUUUUCAGAAACAUCUUAAAAAUCUCUGUUUGGGAAUUUCUCCAGGAAGUUUGACCUUGCAAGGAUUUCUGGAGUCCAUCCUGGGGAGUAAUCUUUUCUCUGACUGAGGUGGCCUUGAUAUGCUCUCUCUGGAGUACUUUGGUGAAGCUGCUAGUGUUCGUUGCAGGAAGACUUAUCAAAUGUAGCUUAAGAAUUUUCCCCCUCCCUCAGAAACUGAGUCAGUUGUUUUCAUAGCAGUUCUUGACCUGGAUCCAAACUGAUUUUUCGGCGGUAGUUCACUGGUCUAGUACUGACACACUUCAUUGGGGGUGAGGGGUUAGAGAUUUAUAAAUUGCUGAAUGUUUGCAUCCCAUUCCUCCUUCUCCCCACCUCUACAAAGUGGAUCUAAUGUUUGGAUCUUGUGUAGAAAGUUCCUGACAAACAUUUUCUAUUUUCAUAAGUAUUGCUAUUCAAUUUCAAUAAUUGAUUUCCGUGUUUCUAUCAGACCUUAACAUGGAAUGAAUUUGUGGUUUAGUGAUUAUUUUCAUUAUGAUGGAUAUUAAAACAAUCUGUUUAAUGUGCAUCCUAUCUGAAAUUCUGGGCAGUAUUUCUUGACUCAAAUAUUAAGAAAAUUGACCUCAGACACUGAACUGAAAUUUUACAGGUGCAUAGUCAAGUGAGACUUGAAUCCCUUAGCUGAUGUUUUUCCUUCCCAGUUUCUAAAGUUAGUAGAACAUUUUGUGAAAUGGUGUCUUCUGGCCAAAAAAAACCACAACACAAAUGGCUGGGACGAAUGUGUGACCCUGACCUAGGGUCAUUCUGUCAUUAUAUUUCCCCAUGAAAGUUAUUGGGAAAACAAGUCUGCCUACCCUGAUAGUUUCACAAGCAGUCUCAGACAUGAGAGCAAUGUGUGUGGACUAGAUUUUUAGAAAUAUUUUUCAUCUGUAAGAUGGGCUAGAAAACAGCUGCUUUGACUUUUUAAUGAAAAUAAUCUUGUUUAAAAUAAGACAGCAGAGCCUGAAUGGCUCUGGAGCUAGAUGAUAAUAGUGGUCAAGGUCAAUUCUUCAUAUGUAGUUUUGGUUGUUAGUAAAUCUUUACUCAGAUGUCUGUAUAGCUGAACUAAGUGAAAGGUUUAAUCCAUUUCUAGAAAGGACAAAGAUCGCUGUUACACAACUCCUUGUGAUGGUUGGUAGCCUGAGAGAGAUCAAAGAUAGCAUAGGGACAGAUUCCCCUUGCUUAGAACUGAACAGCCUUAAUGUUGGUAGAGGGUAGGAGAAGCUUGGUCACUACUGUGUGUGGAUUGUUUAAGUUGCAUUCCAGCACCUUUUACAUACACUAACUUCACUUUUGAAAAGAAAUUCAAUUCUCUGCACAUUUCUCUAUUAUGGAAUGUAUAUCAGCACAUAAAUUAUUCUGCUUCUAUGCAGCAACUGUGGUGAUCACUGCAACUGAUAAAUUUGCUUAGCUGUUUGCAAUAAGGUAUAUUACAAUAGUAGUACCCAGCCCUUGUGCAUACCCAGCUACGUGGUAGGAGAUCUUGGAUUUUCACCCAUUCACAAAAUUCACUCUUUUUAAAAAACCAACCACAUUGCAGGGUUUUUCUUUUAAAAGAUUGUGUUUGGAUAGGCUGCAUGCUAGCUCUGUAUUAUUUUGCUCUGAUAACUAUUUAAAUAUAAUGAUCGAGAAUUCAAAGCGUAAAGUUAAUUCAGCUGAAGCUUUCCUAUUUAAGCACUUUCUGGAAUGUGCUUGUUUAUCAUUCAAAAAGGUUUUUAAAAAAAUGGAUUAUGCAUACAGAAACAGGUUAGAGUGUCUGCUUCCUCAUCUCUCAUUCUACCUGUGUUAGCUUUGCAGAAAUAACCAUGAGAUGUUAUGAUGCAGUAAAAAGAUUGGUUAUGAUUUUAUCCUUUAAAAUUACAUGGUUCAAAAGAAUCCUAUUCUCUUAGCUUUGUAAAAAGGUUGUAAAUCCUGUAUUACCAAGAUGAAUGUAAGAUGGAGAUGAAUAAAAGUUAUUAAAAUUUA
This is a messenger RNA of Pelodiscus sinensis (Chinese soft-shelled turtle), 5675 nucleotides long. Lineage: Eukaryota; Metazoa; Chordata; Testudines; Trionychidae. The record is from RefSeq and is a predicted model, not a curated record.